AUGUUCUAUUAUCCCAUCGUUCUUCAGCGUCAUACCGGCUGCUUCUCAACUAUUUGGUUGGCCGCUACCAAAGGAGUGAGAAUGAGCAGAAGAGAACUCCUUAAGGUCAACGUUGGGAAAACAUGUGAGGAUAUCAUAGAUUACGUCACAGUCCAGGUUCCGCCGUUGCACCCUGGGCUUCCUCGUCCUCGUUUUUCGCUCUACCUCUCCUCCCAGCUGCAGUACGGCGUGGUCAUCGUCUACCACCGGCAGUGCGCCUUCCUCCUGGAGGAGAUCCAGCAGACCAUUGAGCGUCUGCUGCGUUCAGAGAGACAUGUUCAAAUCGACAUGCAGGAACCGGACAGGCUGGCUCUGAAUAUGCCAGACUCGCUCUUCCUGAUGCAGGAGGCAGAGGGCGCUCUAGAGCCUUUCUUUGGAGUUAUGGGUGAAGGGUGCGAACUUCCCAGUCCUUGUAGGCUACCACAGUUUAUGGAAGCUGGUUCUCCAGAGCGCCCCCUGGUGACAAGUACAAAAGAUUCUCCAUUGAAAGGCCUCACUGCCUGUCCAGAAUCAAUAACCAUUAGAGAGAGUGAACCCAUUACCAUCUCUGCUGCAGAGUUUGGAGGAGCAGAGCUCCCUGAAGCCACAGUGCAAGAGAUAAAUAUGCUUAUGGAGCAAACUGACCGGUUCCUCGGAGAGGUGGAGGAGAAAGAGAAAGAGAGGGAAGCAGAGGAGGAGAGAACGAGAGAGCUGGAGGCAGCGAUGGUCUCUGUGGAUCAGCUGAAGGAGUCGGCCACGGGGGACAGCGUUUGGCUCCUGGACGAGGGGACGGGACGACCCGCAGAGGUUGCUGUGGACGCGGCUGUCAUGGAGAAAACCCCUCCGCCCGUGACCAUGCCAACCACAGCAGAAGCCAGUGAGAGAGAGAAAGAGCUGGAGAGCUCUAGUAGUGAGGUGUUCCUUCCUAAGAAAAGAGGUCGUAGGCGCCAGCUCAUUUUCGCUGACCGGGACACACAGAUUUCCCAGGAUGCACUGCGCGAACAGAUCAACCACCCAUUGGCUGAAACGCAGCCACUGUCUCAGGUGCUGGUGGAUACUCCUUGGGCAUCUCUGUUGUCAUUAGCAGACUUGUUCCAGUCCCCGUGCAGCUUGCUUUUCCACCCCGACCUUAAGUCGCUAUGGAAACGGUGCGAUAUUCCCGCCGCCCUCUCUCACCCCAGGAAGAGCCGUCCCGCCGAGGAGCCGAGCAAUACGUCUGAGAUGGACGGGGAGAGGGAGGUGGAGGAGAGAGAGAGGGAGCGAGGGAAAAGAGAGUCCAGCAUUAGAGAGGUGGUCAGGGAGUCUCUGGAGAGUGGUCUGCUCCUCUCUGAGUCCUCAGCUGCAUCUGACGUGUUGCUGGAGGUGUCUAAAGUAGAAGGAUCUCAGGAACUCGUCGCCCCCGGCAACAGAUGGUCUCCUAUUGAAGAGGCUCCAGUCCGUAUGACUGCGAUCCUAGAGGAGCAGGUGGAGAUGCCAGAGAAAGAGAUUACACUUGACAUAGGAGCACUCUCUACACACAACCUAUUGAGUAUGUUAAAGGGUUAUAUCCAGCACUUUGGGAAAGUUCCCUUUCGCUCACUUCUGCCCCCAGAGGCCAAACGAAGUACAGCAGCCCAUGUGUUCUACAGUAUACUAGAGCUGCUGUGUGAGGGGCAACUGAGAGUGAGUCAGGACGAGCCGUAUCACUCCAUCACCGUUACCCUCGGACCUCUACACACACACUCCUGA
This is a messenger RNA of Chanos chanos (milkfish), 1746 nucleotides long. It is a transcript of the gene rec8b, whose product is annotated as REC8 meiotic recombination protein b. The coding region runs from base 1 to 1746 and encodes 581 amino acids. The record is from RefSeq and is a predicted model, not a curated record. Lineage: Eukaryota; Metazoa; Chordata; Actinopteri; Gonorynchiformes; Chanidae. Gene Ontology annotation, cellular component: meiotic cohesin complex. Gene Ontology annotation, biological process: meiotic sister chromatid cohesion; double-strand break repair. The transcript is spliced from 18 exons. Gene Ontology annotation, molecular function: chromatin binding; protein binding.